AGUAGCCACUGGACACUGGAGACAUGGAGGUGAACAUGGAGGUAAACAUGGAGUGAAAACUCCAGCUCCAGGAGCAUGUUCCCCCAGAACCACCCGGGGAAAGCCUUCGUCUGCGGACUGAUCCUCCUCCGCUUCAAUAAACGACUCUUAACGAUGUCUGUCCCGAACCUGUCCGAGGAAAGCUCGGGUCCACCGAGGAGAAGCGGGUCCGUGUCCCGGGUCCAUGCCGGGGACAGGCGGUCCGAGCCGGGGACAGGGACCAGCAGCAGCCGAGAGGAGAACCAGGGGAGGUUCUCCCAGGAAGAGAUGGAGGUCCACAGGGUCCACAGAGAGGCGUGUGAGGCGCAGAAGCAGCUGUAUGUCGACCCUUCCAGUGGGUACAAGGUGUUCACAGAGUAUGCCCACCUUCAGAGAGGAAAAUGCUGUGGCAGCGCGUGCAGACAUUGUCCGUAUGACCAGGUCAACGUGAAGGACCCUGCAAUGAAGAAACAGUUUAAUUCCUUAUUUUAUGUAUAGGCCUAACACACUGGUGCCAAAGGUAAAAUGUAAGAGCCUGUUUAGAAUGGAGCGCAUGUUGCUUCUCUUCUGCCUGUCGUUAUUUUGACUACUUGAGUCAUUUUUUUAUCAGUGUACUAAAUGAUGAAAUAUGGGUAGUGACUGUGAAAUACUUACCUCCUAUGAAUCACAACUAUUCUUCGGAUUAUUUUCAUUCUCACAAGACGAGGAUGGAGGAGGAAGGAUUCUUUCCACAGAACCUCAUGUAAAAUAGCCUUUUAUCACGUCUCUGUUUUGUGUUUCUUUUUAACGCUGCUACUCGGAUGUCCAGUGUUGUGCCACGAGAUUAAUUUUUUCGUCUCUACUUAAGAGUCUUGAAUAUUAUGUGGUGUUCUCUCUCGUCUGAUGCGUUUACCAGGGUUGUGGGAGUAUGGAGAUGAAAACUGAAAGAGCAUUUUAGAUCUUCGCCCUCAAGAUAAAGGGCACAUAAGCAAAAGUAUCAGUAGAUAGUCCGACGGAGUCUUGUGCUCGUUUGCUUUGCAUCUCUCGUUAUUUUUCCUCCCAAAUGUACAACCGCAUGAAUAUUUGCAUCAUUCUCACUCCACAAGUGCUCGACUGAACUGUCUACCUCUGACUGAAACACUGUGUUGUUAAAAAUAGGCAGGGGCCAAGGGGUCAGGCCUCACACUUGGCUGCGCUGCUUUUACACCACUUGAUGGAAUCAGGCUGUUAACAAACAUGCCAUGGACAUCAACAGCAGCCCUCCCCACCGGACUCGCAGCUCAGCCUCCUGGCUACACUCGGCUACAGCGCAGCUCCCUGCAGCUGCUCUCCUGAGCUGCAGCCUAAUGAACUCCUGGGCCCUGUUAUCCCAGCUCUGCGCUAGAUCAGCUCAUGUUCAGGAGCAUGCUUAGACGCACACAUGCAUAGGAAGGCUUACUCCAUCAGAGUACCCUGUGGCUCCUAAUAGGCCAAUAUAGUAUAAAGGUUGCACUAAGCACCGCACUUUGUAGCCCACAGUAAUGGUACAAGGUGGGGUCAAGCGCUCGUUCGGAGCUACCUGUGCGUGCAAGAGAUGUUGAGAUGAGAUGUGCCACUUGAUUUGUGAGUGCAUGUGGGCAGGCAGCGCCAUGCCUUCAGGCGCUGGCUCUCAACCUGCCACACACACUCGCCCUUCUCCGCCUGAUUGGGCAAACCGCGUCGGGAUGAGAGGAUGUGUCUGCCGCGGAAUUCUGUCGCAGCCGCCGACUGGCGCGACCACAAUUUUCCUGGGCAGGUGGGUCCCAAAGGCAAGUGCUUAGUGAUCGGAGCAAAGCCCUGUGAGCGGCUACAAGGAGAUUCAUGAUCCCAACAGUGCUGGGGAGGACAGGUUCUUGGGGACGCGUCGUCAGGCGGGAUGAGAGGCGAAUUUAUUUGGUGUUAUUCUAAACCGAGGCAGCGGAGCGUGCGGCAGCAACAUUCCUACAGCGGGAUGGUGAAGGUGUCACACUCAUCAAGUACCUGGGCCUGCUUGCCUGCCGCGGCUCUGCGGGUUUUGCCUAGGGACUUGUCUGUCACAUUAAAGUAGAUGCAUUGCCAUUCAGGGCCUCGGCGGUCCCGCAGCCUGACCAUGAAAUAGGCCAACUUUCAUGUCUGCCUCAUCCCUCCACGUCUCCCCAAUCCAGUGAUGGCACAAUUUGAAAUGUUUUUUUUUUUUUUUUUUCACCCAUCAUGUUGUAGCUGAGCAGUUGGUGACUUAGACACAAACAGCACAGCGAUGACUUCGACAGAUUUAUGGUGGAAUUUACUUGAACAUCUAUGACCUGACUGAUCAAACAUGAUAAAUAAAACAUUUUGUGUUUUUUAAAUCAAA
Limanda limanda (common dab) is the source of this 2347-nucleotide messenger RNA. RefSeq names its product chromosome 9 C1orf53 homolog (gene c9h1orf53). The record is from RefSeq and is a predicted model, not a curated record. Bases 76 to 516 code for a protein of 146 amino acids. The transcript has 4 exons. NCBI's taxonomy places the organism in Eukaryota, Metazoa, Chordata, Actinopteri, Pleuronectiformes, Pleuronectidae.